AUGGCUCAGGCUGACGCCGCCACCGCCUCUGAGCCGGCCAACGCUAGCGCAACGGCGACGACCCCCAAGAAGACUGCUUCGGCACCCGAGAAGAAAUACAAAUGCCAGUAUUGCAAUCGAGCCUUCAGUCGAAGCGAACACCGAAGUCGACACGAGCGAUCGCACACUAAGGAGCGUCCUUUCAAAUGUCAGAAAUGUCGUAGCACCUUCGUCCGUCGAGAUCUGCUCCUACGCCACGACCGAACCGUACAUGCAAAGGAUGGCGGUGUGCCCCUUCAAUCCGAAGGUAGAAAGAGGACUGGGACAGGCGCAGGGACGAAGUCGACGCCUUCAACGGCCGCUCCGUCCAAGCCCUCGAUCAGUAUAGAUCCUGGAACGUUGGAGCAGAUUGAGGCUAGCAGCGACGCAGCAGCAGUGAACGGUCAUCUUCAGAACGGCGAAGGCUCGAUACCCGGCUACUCUCCCGAUCGCAGCUCUCUCCUCGAAUCGUCCGACUACCUCGCCGGUCCGAACGGUUUGCCGCAUAUGCCCUGGGACACCUUCAUGCCACAAGGUCCCUCAGAACCCAAGGCCCACUCCAUGUCGAGCAUCUCCUCCCACGAUAACCUGUCGCAGCCUCCAUUCGUCCACAUGGGAUCGAUCCAGCCGCAUCAGUCGCAAUUACCACCUAUCAUGGAACGCCAGAAUUCGCUCGGUAGCUCUCUUCCUCCGACCUUCCCGUCGUUGGCAGAUACGUUCCCGGUCUCUGGCACUCCCACGCCAAAUGCACUCUCUCCCUUCCCGUCGAUGACAGGUCCAGUGUCUCCUGUGAACUAUCGCAAGUCACCUGGUCCAGCCCAACCCCUUUCUUUGCCCAAAGCACCCCAGUUGAACAAUGAUGACGAGAGAUCUAUCAUUGCUAACCAGCUAGGCGGAGAUGUCAUCUUACCUUCCCUACCCUCAAUCAACCUCUACCUCACCACCUAUUUCAACCUCUUCCAUCAUCAUCUCCCAUUUCUACAUCCUGUCACGUUCCGUCCUGAAAGCAGCGAGCCCGCUCUUCUCCUCGCCAUACUGUCUAUCGGCUCUUUGUACAACUUCGAGCAAGAACAAGCGUACUUGCUGCACCAUGGCUCCAAGAAGCUUGUCAAUCAAUUCCUGCAAAACAAAGAGAAUUUCGAUUCGCGAAAAUGCCCCCUCUGGACCAUGCAGAGCACACUCCUCAACAUGGUGUUUGAGAGCUGGAGUGGAGGCUCUCAAGGCUUGGAAUGGGCAUGCUCUAUCAAGAGCUUGCUUGCUAAUAUGGUUGCUGGCAACAAAUACGAGCUCAAGUUACGGAUUGAUGGACGGUCAGGAGCCCCACCAACACACGAAGAGUGGGUUGUAGAGGAGGGUUGCCGACGGACUUACUAUGCCGUCUACAUCUUCUUCGGUAUGCUUACUCUGACGUACAACCACACCCCGGCGAUCAGUUUCAACGAGUUCGACUCACUACCACUGCCGUCAUCUGAAUCAUUAUGGAAUAUCGAGCCUACGGAUGAGGAUGCUUGGCAAGAUAUCUUUGCCGCAUCACCUACGAUCACCGUGCGGGAAGCGUACGACAGCCUUUUCCAAGGAGAUGCAGCACGAUAUAGCGCCUUUGCAACUCGCGUCAUGGUCAAUGCGCUCUUCCUUGAGGUUUGGAAUCUUAGAAGGAGCUUCGAAUCUCUGCAGGACGUGGUUCUAGAAUGGAAGAUCCGUAUAGCCUUGGAAACCUGGGAGCGAUCUCUCGAUCUGUGCGAGCCUGAGACCAUCGUCGUACCGCUCAGCACGCCUCACAAAAGUCAUCCAUUGAUCUUCAAUUCCAUGGCGGUCUACCGCAACACUCGAGCCUUCCUUGAAGUCGAUCUCAAGAACGUUCAAGAAGCACUACGAUAUCAUAACUCGUUUGAGAUUGCAGCCGCCAUGUCAUUGUCUCGAGACAGCGUCAAGAGAACAAAGGAGAUGAUCAAAGUCAUCGAGCAAUGCUACGAUUGUAUGGAGAUUGUUGCGAUGCAGGGAAUUAAUUGGGUCACAAAAACAUCUUCAACGAAUUGGAGUAUCGAGCAUCCUCUGUGUGGUCUGGAGCUCAUCAGCAUCCUCAGCUUAUGGCUAUACCGCAUUGAACAUGACGACCAGGAAGCUACCGAUGAAGAGCUUGCUAUGUACAUGAAAGUUCGUGGCCUUUUUGAUGACGACGCUGUGGAGGCCAACGGAUCAAGACUGAGCUCGACUGUUGCUAGGGUUUGGGGCACAAUGCUGGACGGCGUGGUCGUUUGGGGUAUCUCAAAGACCAUGGGCGAAUCAUUCAAACUCCAUGCUCAAGCUCUGAUCGGCUAUGUCGAUGAACUUCACAUUGAUCCUGUCACGGGUAUGCCCCAAGUUACCGAUCAGGGCUUGAUGGGCAUGGGGACAGCAUAUUAA
Molecule: messenger RNA, 2421 nt
Organism: Exophiala viscosa
Lineage: Eukaryota; Fungi; Ascomycota; Eurotiomycetes; Chaetothyriales; Herpotrichiellaceae
Exons: 5
Coding region: 1-2421 (806 amino acids)
Biological process (GO): DNA-templated transcription; regulation of transcription by RNA polymerase II
Cellular component (GO): chromatin
Molecular function (GO): zinc ion binding; RNA polymerase II cis-regulatory region sequence-specific DNA binding; DNA-binding transcription factor activity, RNA polymerase II-specific
Source: RefSeq, a predicted model, not a curated record